GGUUCCAGCCAAGUCACAAUGGAGCUCGCGCCUCAUCCUGUGAUUCCGCGGAAGAAGCCCGUCCUGGUGUGCAUCCUGGACGGCUGGGGCGAGAAUCCCGUCAAAGACGGAUUCAACGCUUGCCACGUUGCGAAGACGCCCACCAUGGAUUCCCUCGCGGCAAAGGGAUCCGCAUACUAUCGAAGCGUCCUAGCUCACGGCCCUGCCGUCGGCCUGCCGACCGACCAGGAUAUGGGUAACAGCGAGGUCGGCCACAACGCGCUCGGUGCCGGAAAGAUAAUCGCCCAGGGCGCAUCCCUGGUCGAUAUCGCCCUCGAGAAGAAAUCUAUCUUCCAGGACGCUGGCUGGCAAUACGUUAAACCUGCUUUCGAGGCGAACACCCUGCACAUCAUCACUCUGCUGAGCUCUGGCGGUGUGCACUCGAGGUACGAUCAGCUCAAGGGCCUCAUGCAGGGUGCCGUGGCUGACGGCUGCAAGAUGCUUCGCCUGCACGUCCUUACCGACGGGCGCGAUGUUCCCGACGGAACCUGUCACGAGUACAUGUCGACGCUUGUGAAAGACCUUGCUACCCUUGAGGGUUGUGAUGCUAAGGUUGCUUCUGGCGGUGGAAGGAUGAAGGUCACCAUGGACCGUUACGAGGCUGACUGGGGCAUGGUCGAACGGGGCUGGAAAGCUCACGUUCUUGGCGAGGCCCCUAACAAGUUCAAGGAUCCCAUCGAGGCCCUCAAGAAGCUCAAGGAGGGUGGCGACAGCGAUCAGUACCUCGAGCCUUUUGUCAUCGUAGAUGAAGAGGGCAAGGCUGUUGGCACCGUCGAGGAUGAUGAUGCAGUGGUGAUCGCGAACUUCCGCGCCGAUCGCGUCGUCGAGAUUUCUAAGGCUUUUGAGUAUCCCGACUUUAAGGAUUUCGAUCGAGUCCGAUUUCCGAAGGUCAAGUUCGCAGGGCUUAUGCAGUACGACGGGGACCUCAAGCUCCCUGCCAACUACCUUGUUCCUCCUCCCCUCAUCGAGCGCACUUCCGGUGAAGUCCUUGCAGCAAAUGGACUCAAGACCUUUGCAUGCAGUGAGACUCAGAAAUUUGGCCAUGUGACCUUCUUCUGGAAUGGCAACCGCUCUGGAUAUUUCAACGAAAAUCUCGAGACCUAUGUUGAGAUACCCAGUGACAAUGUGCCCUUCAACCAGGCGCCUCUCAUGAAAGCGCGUGAAAUCACUGCCGCUGGAAAGGAGGCUCUUCGCAGCGGUAAGUAUGAUGUCGUGCGUGUCAAUUACGCCAAUCCGGAUAUGGUCGGGCACACUGGUGACCUCCAGGCGACCAUCGCUGCGUGCGAGGAGUGUGACGCGUGCGUGAAGGAGCUUCUUGACCUCGUCGAUGAGCUUGGAGGGAUGUACCUUGUGACCGCUGAUCACGGCAACGCAGAUGAUAUGGUCCAGCGCAACAAGAAAAACGAACCCCUGACGGGUGAAGAUGGCGCCCCUCUUCCUCUCACGUCACACACCCUAGCGCCUGUUCCCGUUGCCAUCGGUGGCCCCGCGCUCCCUGCAACUGUCAAAUUCCGGGACGACCUUCCCAAGGCUGGCCUCGCCAACGUCACUGCGACUUACAUCAACCUCAUGGGAUACGAGGCGCCUGCGGAGAUGGAGCCCUCACUUAUCGCGGCGAACUAGUUACUCAUAAGCGAGCUAGCUAGGUAAAUGUGGAGGAUGUUGAAGCUCAGAAUCAGCUUGGUCACAGGGUGCUGUCCAUUCCAGCGC
Molecule: messenger RNA, 1749 nt
Organism: Micromonas commoda
Lineage: Eukaryota; Viridiplantae; Chlorophyta; Mamiellophyceae; Mamiellales; Mamiellaceae
Gene: PGM1
Product: 2,3-bisphosphoglycerate-independent phosphoglycerate mutase
Exons: 2
Coding region: 19-1662 (547 amino acids)
Biological process (GO): glucose catabolic process
Cellular component (GO): cytoplasm
Molecular function (GO): manganese ion binding
Source: RefSeq, a predicted model, not a curated record